Messenger RNA from Candida tropicalis MYA-3404, 1602 nucleotides. RefSeq lists its product as uncharacterized. Gene Ontology annotation, biological process: transmembrane transport. The transcript has a single exon. The coding region runs from base 1 to 1602 and encodes 533 amino acids. Gene Ontology annotation, molecular function: transmembrane transporter activity. The record is from RefSeq and is a predicted model, not a curated record. Gene Ontology annotation, cellular component: membrane. Lineage: Eukaryota; Fungi; Ascomycota; Pichiomycetes; Serinales; Debaryomycetaceae.
AUGUCUUCAUCGAAAGAACAACUUAAUGUUGUUGAAACAAAACCAGAGCCAGAAUCAGAAUCAUCAUCAUCAACAACUACAUAUGGAUUAUAUAAUGAAUCUGAUGUUAUUGAUAAACCAUAUUUAUUAAAAUCACAAUUACUUUCAGAUUCAAUUCAAACAAUUGGAUUUGGUAAAUAUCAAAUUGGAUUAUUUUUUGUUGCUGGAUUUGGAUGGUUUACUGAUAAUGCAUUUCCAGUAUUAACAUCAUUAAUACUUCCAAGAUUAAAUGAAAUUAACGGAGUUCAUCCACCACAAUCAAAUAAAGGACCAUAUUUAAUAUUAGCACAAAAUUUAGGAUUACUUGUAGGUGCAUUAUUUUGGUCUUUAAGUUCUGAUAUAAUUGGUAGAAGAUGGGCAUUUAAUUUAACAUUUUUAAUAACUGGCAUAUGGUCAUUAAUUGGAGGAUCAAGUCCAAAUUUUGUUGCCCUUGCUUGUUUUGAAUCAUUUUGGAGUUUUGGAGUAGGUGGGAAUUUACCUGUUGAUUCAGCUAUUUUUCUUGAAUCAUUACCUGGAACUCAUCAAUAUUUAUUAAUUAUAAUGUCUAUUUGGUGGGCAUUAGGACAAAUUAUUGCAAAUUUGAUUUCAUGGGGAUUAAUUUCAAAUUUUUCAUGUGAUGUAAAUUCAGAAAUUUGUUAUAAGAAUGAUAAUAAAGGUUGGAGAUAUUUUUUAUUUACAAUGGGUGGAUUAACUUUAUUAAUGUUUAUUGCAAGAUUUUCAUUUAGAGUAUUUGAGUCACCAAGAUUUUAUUUAGCAAGAGGUAAUAAUAUUAAAGCAAUUGAAACAUUAGAAAAAAUUGCUAAAAUUAAUGGUAAACAAUGUCCAAUUACAAUAAAAGAUUUACAAGAUAUAGAUGAUCAAUUUGAAUCAGAUCUUGAUAAUAAUAAUAAUGAUGAUAAUGAUAAACAAUUUAAAAAUAGAUUAGUUUCAGAAAAACUUUCUCGUUAUGAUCUUUCUCAUAUUCGUCAAUGUUUUAUAUCUAAAAGAAUGACAAUUUCAACAAUCUUAGUUAUUUUAAUGUGGGGAGUUAUUGGAUUAGCAUUUCCAUUAUAUAAUGCUUUUAUUCCAAGUUAUUUAGAAUCAAGAGGAAAUGCAAAUAAACCAUUAAGUGUUCAUGAAACUUAUAGAAAUACUUUAAUUAUUUCAGUUUUAGGAAUUCCUGGUUCUUUAAUUGGGGCAUUAUUAGUUGAAUUAAAAAUUGGUAGAAGAGGUACUUUAUUUUUAUCUUUAAUUUUAACUGGUAUAUUUUUAUUUGCUUCAACAACUUCAAAAUCUUCAAAUACUUAUCUUGCAUGGAAUUGUAUGUUUUCAUUUUCUUCAACUACAAUGUAUGCUGUAUUAUAUGCUUAUACUCCUGAAAUUUUUUAUUCUCAAAUUAGAGGAACUGCUGUUGGGUUAGCAGCUUCUGCAAAUAGAAUAAUGGGGGUUUUCUCUCCAAUAAUUGCAAUUUAUGCUGAUACUACUACUUCUGCACCAAUAUUUGUAUCAGGAGCAUUGUUUUUAUUUGCCGGUGUUUUAAGUUUAUUAUUACCGUUUGAACCUCAAGGUAAAGCAAGUUAUUAA